This is a messenger RNA of Cololabis saira (Pacific saury), 2289 nucleotides long. It is a transcript of the gene slc15a1b, whose product is annotated as solute carrier family 15 member 1b. The record is from RefSeq and is a predicted model, not a curated record. The transcript is spliced from 22 exons. NCBI's taxonomy places the organism in Eukaryota, Metazoa, Chordata, Actinopteri, Beloniformes, Belonidae. The coding region runs from base 10 to 2229 and encodes 739 amino acids. Gene Ontology annotation, molecular function: dipeptide transmembrane transporter activity. Gene Ontology annotation, biological process: transmembrane transport; oligopeptide transport. Gene Ontology annotation, cellular component: membrane.
AUAAACGAGAUGAAGAGGCCCAAGAAAAGCUUUGCGGUCUGCGGCUACCCCAUAAGCAUCUUUUUCAUUGUUGUCAAUGAGUUCUGCGAGCGGUUCUCCUACUAUGGCAUGCGAGCCGUCCUGGUGCUGUACUUCAAGUACUUCCUGCAGUGGGAUGACGACAUGGCUACGACCAUCUACCACACCUUCGUGGCCCUCUGCUACCUGACUCCCAUCCUGGGAGCCAUCGUCGCCGACUCCUGGCUCGGAAAAUUCAAGACCAUUGUGUACCUGUCCAUUGUGUACACGGUGGGACAAGUCGUCAUGGCUGUAAGUGCUGUCCAUGACAUCACGGACACAGACAGAGAUGGCAUCCCCGACAACAUGACCUUCCACAUAGCUCUGUCCAUGGUGGGUCUGAUCCUCAUCGCUCUGGGGACGGGCGGCAUCAAACCCUGCGUGGCCGCCUUCGGUGGAGACCAGUUCGAGGAACACCAGGAGAAGCAGAGAAGCACCUUCUUCUCCAUCUUCUACUUGUCCAUCAACGCCGGCAGUCUACUGUCCACCGUCAUCACCCCCAUCCUCAGAGCUCAGGAGUGUGGGAUCCACACGCAGCAGAAGUGCUACCCGCUGGCCUUCGGGGUCCCUGCUGGUCUCAUGGUCGUUGCGCUGAUUGUGUUCAUCGCUGGAAGCGGCAUUUACAAUAAGACCGCCCCUCAGGGCAACAUCAUGGUGCAAGUCUGCAAAUGCAUCGGAUUUGCCAUCUCCAACCGCUUCAGGCACCGGUCUAAUGCGUAUCCCAAGAGAGAGCACUGGAUGGACUGGGCUGAUGAGAAAUACGACAAACUGCUGAUCGCUCAGGUGAAGAUGGUGCUGAAGGUGCUGUUCAUGUACAUCCCACUGCCCAUGUUCUGGGCUCUGUUUGACCAGCAGGGCUCCAGAUGGACGCUCCAGGCCACCAACAUGGACGGGGACUUUGGCGUGUUGGUGAUCCAGCCCGAUCAGAUGCAGACUGUCAACCCGAUCCUGAUCCUGGCUCUGGUCCCGAUCAUGGACAGCGUGCUCUACCCCCUGAUUGCCAAGUGCAAGUUGAACUUCACGCCACUGAAGAGGAUGACGGUGGGGAUGUUCCUCGCCGCUCUGGCCUUCGUGGCCGCCGGCCUGGUCCAGCUCCAGAUUGACCAAACCGUGCCUAAGUUUUCAUCGAGCAUCGAGUCCCAAGCAAAGUUCAUCAACGUGGUUGGUUCACCGGUCACGGUCACAGCUGGUGAACACAUGUUUACACUUCAGCCUUUCACGGCCAAUCCGGAGUAUCUGAGCUUUGAUCAACAAUUUACUGUGACGCUGGGGGCGAGCCAGAGUUAUAUCGCCAAUUUAAAGGACGGCACUCGAACCACCUUCCCCAUCACUCAAAAUUGGUCUUUUUUUCUUCUCUUCUUUCUUUCUCACACGAAAAAACAACCACAAAGCUUCCCUUGUUUCCAGGUUAGUGACAUCCACACAAAGCCAGACCAGGGUGCUAAUGCUAUCAGAUUUUUCAAUGGCUUCGGGUCAGUUGUGAACAUUACUGUCGGGGACCAGGACUUCGGGGACGUGUCCCCCUACAAUAUGUCCACAUAUGUUGCUGUGCCUCGGGGAGAAGCUGCAUACCGGAUCAGGAACCGUAAUGGAAACGAGUGUAUCUUCAGGCACAACCUGGGCUUCGGCAGCUCUUACACCCUGCUCAUCCCCACAAAUUUCACGUUUGGAGCAAAUUGCGCGGGAGAUAUCCGGGAGAUAAUGGACAUCCAACCAAACUCCAUGCACAUGGCCUGGCAGAUUCCUCAGUAUUUCCUCAUGACAGCAGGGGAGGUGGUGUUCUCCGUCACGGGCCUGGAGUUCUCCUACUCGCAGGCUCCCAGCAACAUGAAGUCCGUCCUGCAGGCAGGGUGGCUGCUGACCGUCGCUGUGGGAAACAUCAUCGUGCUCAUCAUCGCAGAGGCUAAAACCGUCGAGGAACAGUGGGCUGAAUACAUCCUGUUUGCCUCCUUGCUGGUGGCGGUGUGCAUCGUCUUUGCCAUCAUGGCCAUGUUCUACACCUACACAGACCCAGCCAAGAUCGAAGCCGAGUUUGCCGACGCAGAGACUGAUGAAAAGAAGAGGAAGAGCUUGGAGAUGGACAGAAAAGACUCUGUGGAGGAUUACAAAAAGGACAGGAGAAGUUCGGAUUCCAGCUCUGAUGAGGAGGAAACCAAACGGACCAAGAUCUAAAUGGAGCUUUUGCGGUUAAAGAUGAAACGUUGCUGCGCUCUGUCGUUUAUCUCUGAGUGC